AAAAAAAAACAUUAUUCAAAUAUAACUUUUCUUUUUACUAUACAAACUACAAACAUGAUUUCAAGUAUUCUUUUCAAACUAAUUGUGUUGGUGUCCUUCUUGCAAUGGAUGAUGGCUUGCUCUGCUGGUCCAAUCAUGAUGGAUGAUUCUUCUUCGGCCUUGAUGGAUGCAUCUGAAAUACCUCUUACUGCCAAUGAUGGAAAUACUCAAUUGGGCCACCAUCAUGAUGAUGAUGAUGAUGAUGAUGAUUCAUGCCGUCACUAUCGUCGAGAUAAUAAUGCAGCUGAAACUAUGGAUGAUCAUCAAAAGUGGGCACCUCCACGUCCACGUCCUCCUCCACCACCUCCACCUGUCUGGCCUCCUCCUCCCCCACCUGUUUGGCCCCCACCUGUCUGGCCUCCUCCACUUCCACCUGUUUGGCCUCCUCCUCCACCUGUUUGGCCUCCUCCUCCCCCACCUGUCUGGCCUCCUCCUCCUCCUCGUUGGCCCUCUGAUGAAUGAUGGGAUCAUUCUACCACCGCUCUCUUCAUAAUAGUUAGUUAGUCUAUGAUUCAAU
Molecule: messenger RNA, 556 nt
Organism: Halteromyces radiatus
Lineage: Eukaryota; Fungi; Mucoromycota; Mucoromycetes; Mucorales; Cunninghamellaceae
Exons: 1
Source: RefSeq, a predicted model, not a curated record